Molecule: messenger RNA, 1777 nt
Organism: Cyprinus carpio (common carp)
Lineage: Eukaryota; Metazoa; Chordata; Actinopteri; Cypriniformes; Cyprinidae
Biological process (GO): regulation of DNA-templated transcription
Cellular component (GO): nucleus
Molecular function (GO): DNA-binding transcription factor activity, RNA polymerase II-specific; RNA polymerase II cis-regulatory region sequence-specific DNA binding
Source: RefSeq, a predicted model, not a curated record
CUUGGCUAAGCGAGACUAUCUGAAGAAAGAAGCAAAUCACGAAUUGGCAGCUCCUCACAUUCUACAAUUCACCUUUAAUGAAGCUCCUCCCACAAUAAUCACAUCAACAGUGAAGCUCCGCCCACAGUAGUUCACCAAUAAAUGCAGGACUAUCUCCAUCAGUUUGCAAGUGAAGACGAGCUUCAAAUCAUCAGGAAGAGCUGAAAUCUGCAAAAUCUGACUUUAUUAAAGAGGACAGAGAGAAGAUGAGAGAUCCAGAACCCUGCAGAAUCAAACACACUGAAGAUAAUCAAGAACAAACAGAGAUGAUUGAAGAAAACAAUGAGAAUGAAGAACUGAGUGAAGGUGAGGAGAAAAAUCAUGUUAGAACUGGAGAAAAACCCUUGAGUUGCUCUCAAACAAAACAGAAAGAUUUAAAGAAAAGAAGAGCCAAGAAAUCUUUCACAUGCACCCAGUGUGGAAAGAGUUUGAAAAGCAAAUAUAAUCUUGACGUUCACAAGAGAGUUCAUACUGGAGAGAAACCAUACACAUGUGAUCAGUGCGGCAAAACAUUUUUGAGAGCUUCAGACCUGAAGAAACAUCUGAGACUUCAUACACAAGAGAAGAUUUAUUCAUGUUCUGUGUGUGGAAAGAGAUUUUCAUGUCAACAACAUUUAAAAGAACAUCAGAAAAUACACAUUGCUGUGAGAGAGUGCAUGUGCUUUGAUUGUGGGAAUACUUUUACUGCAGCGAGCAGUUUAAAACAGCACCAGAAGAUUCACACUGGAGAGAAACCUUACAAGUGUUCACACUGUGACAAGAGAUUCAGUCGAUCAGAAAGCCUGAAAACACACAAGAGGAUUCACACUGGAGAAAAACCUUAUAAGUGUUCAACCUGUAACAAGAGAUUCAACCAGUCAUCAAAUCUGAAAAAACAUGAGAGUACCCACACUGGAGAGAAACCGCACACAUGUGAUCAGUGCGGGAAGAGUUUUGCACGAAAAGGACACCUUACAGGGCAUAUGAGAGUUCAUACUGGAGUGAAACCGUACCCUUGUGAUCAAUGUGAAAAGAGUUUCACACAAUCAUCACACCUUAAGAGACACAUGAAGAUCCACACUGGAGAAAAAACACACGCAUGUGAUCAAUGCAGCAAAACAUUUUUGAGAGCUUCAGACCUGAAGAAACACCUGAGUGUUCAUACAAAGGAGAAACCACAUUCAUGUCAUUUGUGUGGAAAGAGUUUUUCACUUCUACAAAGUUUGAAACAACAUCAGAAAAUGCAUACUGGUGUGAGAGAGUACAUGUGCUUUGUGUGUGAAAAGACUUUUACUUUAGCGAGCUGUUUAAAACAGCACCAGAGGAUUCACUCUGGAGAAAAAUCUUAUAAGUGUUCACACUGUGACAAGAGAUUCAGUCAGUCGAUAAAUCUGAAAACACAUGAGAGGAUCCACACUGGAGAGAAACCUUACAAGUGUUCACACUGUGACAAGAGAUUCAGUCAGUCGAUAAAUCUGAAAACACAUGAGAGGAUUCACACUGGAGAGAAACCGUAUCACUGCACUGCAUGUGGGAAGUGUUUCAGUCAUUCAUCUGCUCUACACAUUCAUACAAAAAACAUUCACAAAGAAGAGGACAGAGAGAACACGAGUGAUCCUGAAUAAAACAUGAUACUGAAGAACAAAGUGGUCUGUGUUUGUUCCUGAUUCCUCAUUCAUCAAGCUGAUGCUCACUAGAGUUACAUUGUUUCAGGUUGAGAGUAAAAUAAAGACAUUAAAUAAAUCACAUAUUAAAUUAA